CGUCCAGGCCGGAACUCAAGAUGGCUGCGCUCCUGUUGAGGUGUUGCCAGCCCCAGUCUUGCCAGAACUGCACUCUUUAUUCCAGACAGGUUGGCCGUCAUUGCCUCCGUGCCCACCUUAGUCCUCAGCUCUGUAUCAGAAAUGCUGUUCCUUUGGGAACCACAGCAAAAGAAGAGAUGGAGAGGUUCUGGAAUAAGAACGCUGGUUUAAACCGUCCUCUGUCUCCUCAUAUCACUAUCUACAGUUGGUCGCUUCCCAUGGCGAUGUCCAUUUGCCACCGCGGUACUGGUAUGGCCUUGAGUGCAGGGGUCUCUCUGUUUGGUUUGUCGGCCCUCUUGGUCCCUGGGAACUUUGAGUCUCAUCUGGAACUUGUCAAGUCCCUGUGUCUGGGGCCAUCGCUGAUCUACACAGCCAAGUUCGCUCUUGUCUUCCCUCUCAUGUAUCACACCUGGAAUGGGAUCCGACACUUGAUGUGGGACCUCGGGAAAGGUCUGAAGAUCCCCCAGCUGUACCAGUCUGGAGUGGCUGUCUUGGUUCUUACUGUGUUGUCCUCUGUAGGGCUGGCAGCCAUGUGAAGAGUGAAGUUCCCAGCAUUGUCUUCCCAUAAAUGAUUCACUGACCUGUC
Molecule: messenger RNA, 625 nt
Organism: Leopardus geoffroyi (Geoffroy's cat)
Lineage: Eukaryota; Metazoa; Chordata; Mammalia; Carnivora; Felidae
Gene: SDHC
Product: succinate dehydrogenase complex subunit C
Exons: 7
Coding region: 21-575 (184 amino acids)
Biological process (GO): tricarboxylic acid cycle; mitochondrial electron transport, succinate to ubiquinone
Cellular component (GO): membrane
Molecular function (GO): electron transfer activity; succinate dehydrogenase activity
Source: RefSeq, a predicted model, not a curated record